AUGCUGCAGAGUGAGAGCUAUGAGACUCAGAAGAAUCGUAAUGUGCUAACGUAUUUAGAAAAGGAUACAUCUCGGGUUGUGAUGGACACAUAUGGAAGUGUUCAGAAUGGGGGCUACCGCUCUACUGUCUAUGGGGAUGAGGAUGAUGAGGACUUGUGUAUUAAUUCCAACAGUGGUUACAGCCCUGACUGCAGAGGGAAUUAUUUCAAUGAUGGGAUAACAAAGAUCGAUUUUGUGCUUGUUUGGGAAGUGAAAAAGAAAAAGUCAAAAAGGCAGAAAGUGAGGUCCACAUAUCAGGAAAUGGAAAGAGAAGAGAAAGAUAGCGCAAAAAUAAACUUGUUCAACAAACAUGAAAAAUGGAGAAACAAAUUUGUGAAGAAUUUACAGAAUGCAGGGCUCUUGAUGGAAAAGGAUACAACUGUCAGUGAGAAGAAGAGUAUUCAUUACCUGAAAGUGAGUGCCCCCUGGGAUGUGCUGGUGUAUUACGCUGAAGAGUUGUCACUGAGGGCUCCCCUGCAGGCACAGCCCAACCCCUGCAUGAAUAUGUCCGAGGCAAUUCUGGGAAAACUCAGUAUCCCCAACAUGAUGACUGAGUAUGUUCCCAACAGACCAGUGGAUUACUACACCUGCCCCUUUCGUAAAUCCAAACUGGACAAGUUUUUGGGAAGCAAAAAUCAUGAGUCAUACUUUACUAAUACACAGAGGCACCGAAUUGUUUAUGAAAUUCUAGCCACGACAGUGUAUGGGAAAAGGAAAAGAACACAAAUUGGGAUUGAUCGCUUACUAAAUGAAAACGUCUUUGCUUCUGCUUUCCCACUCCAUGAGGGCUCCUAUGAAUUACCAGACUAUGAUGUACCUCCAGAAAAUCUGAAUCCAAGGCAAAGUUUGUAUAAGUACUGGGCUCGUUGGUCAAAGUGGUAUAGAUAUCAACCACUUGAUCACAUCCGAGAGUACUUUGGAGAAAAGAUUGCUAUUUACUUUGCUUGGCUGGGUUUUUACACAACUUGGCUUCUCCCUGCUGCUAUAGUUGGGACAUUAGUUUUCAUCUCUGGGCUAAUGUCAAUGAACACAAGCAAGCCAGCAGAAGAGAUCUGUAAUAGCAGCAACCAAUAUCUCAUGUGCCCUCUCUGUGACACUUGUGACACCUGGAAUAUUUCAGAGAUCUGUUCCAUGGCUAAACUGGGUUACCUCUUUGACCAUCCUGGCACAGUCUUCUUCAGCAUCUUCAUGUCUUUCUGGGCAGUGACCUUCUUGGAGUACUGGAAACGGAAGAAUGCCACUCUGGCACAUCACUGGGAUUCCAUCAACUUUGAGGAAGAGGAGGAGCGUCCCAGACCUGAGUUUGCUGCAAGGGCACCAAUGAUGGAACAGAAUCCAGUCACUGGAAUCAAAGAGCCAUAUUUCCCUGAGAAAGACCGUCUGUCUCGAAUCAUCACAGGAUCGAUGGUUAUUAUAAUUAUGCUGUUUGUAGUGAUGAUUUUCCUGGUGACUGUGAUCAUGUACCGUGGGAUUAUCAGUGUGAUGAUGUACCACACAGGCAACGCUAUUCUAAUGACCCAGGCUGGAAACAUAGCAAAUAUCAGCAGCUCCUUGGUGAACCUUAUUCUCAUCCUGCUCAUGGGCCAGGUCUACACUUCGCUAGCAGAAAAACUCACCAGAUGGGAGAUGCACCGCACACAGACACAGUUUGAAGAUGCAUUAACCUUUAAAGUGUUUGUGUUCCAGUUUGUUAACUUCUACUCCUCCCCAUUCUAUGUGGCAUUUGUCAAAGGAAGGUUUGUGGGUUACCCAGGACACUAUGGAAAACUGUUUGGGAUGAGAAAUGAGGAUUGUGGCUCAGGAGGGUGUCUGAUUGAACUUGCUCAGCAACUUUUCAUAAUCAUGGUGGGGAAACAGAUAAUUGGCAAUAUUGAGGAGUUUGCCAUCCCGAAGCUAAAGGCCUGGAGGCAGAAACGAAAACUGGCCAUUGUCAGGGGCUCUCAGAUCUGUCAAGAGCCCAAGCGAUGGGAGGAUGACAAUGAACUCAUUCCGUCUGAAGGCCUCUUUGAUGAGUAUCUAGAAAUGGUCCUACAGUUUGGUUUCAUCACCAUCUUUGUAGCUGCCUUCCCACUGGCUCCUCUUUUUGCUUUACUUAACAACUGGGUGGAGAUUCGUCUAGAUGCUCAGAAGUUUGUGUGUGAAUACCGGAGGCCAGUGGCUGAGCGUGCUCAGGACAUCGGAGUCUGGUUCAAUAUCCUUGAAGCACUGGCUCAGCUCUCGGUCAUUAUUAAUGCCUUCCUGAUUGCAUUCACAUCUGAAUUCUUGCCCCGCCUGCUCUAUCAGUAUGAAUACAAUGUUCACAUGGAUGGAUACAUAAACUUUACAUUAGCAUAUGCUCCCAAUAGCUAUGUGCAAAGUAAUCAUACCACGUGCAGGUACAAAGCAUUCCGUGAUCCAGAUGGAAACCUCAUGCUGUUCUACUGGAAGCUGCUGGCUGUUCGACUUGGAUUCAUCAUUGCCUUUGAGCAUGUGGUGUUUUUUAUUCUCCGUAUUAUUGACUGGAUGGUGCCGGAUAUUCCAGAAUCCCUUGAAGUGAAAAUGAAACGGGAACGGUAUCUGGCGAAGCAGGCAUUAGCAGAUAACCAGGAUGUUUAUCUGUCGUGGCUGUCUCUCUUUAUCGUCCUGGGCAUGUCCAGGUCCUGGCUGGUGUGCCAUUCCUUCAUGUUCUCCUUGAUGCGUGAGCAAUGUCACCAGUUGACUGAACUUUUACUGUGGCUGGAUGGCAUAAAAUAUGCAACCUUUUGCCACGCGUCUUUAAACUUAUGA
Hemiscyllium ocellatum (epaulette shark) is the source of this 2805-nucleotide messenger RNA. RefSeq names its product anoctamin 11 (gene ano11). NCBI's taxonomy places the organism in Eukaryota, Metazoa, Chordata, Chondrichthyes, Orectolobiformes, Hemiscylliidae. The record is from RefSeq and is a predicted model, not a curated record. Gene Ontology annotation, molecular function: chloride channel activity; protein dimerization activity. Gene Ontology annotation, biological process: chloride transmembrane transport. Bases 1 to 2805 code for a protein of 934 amino acids. The transcript has 23 exons. Gene Ontology annotation, cellular component: plasma membrane.